Diorhabda carinulata is the source of this 2546-nucleotide messenger RNA. It is a transcript of the gene Nop60B, whose product is annotated as H/ACA ribonucleoprotein complex subunit 4. Gene Ontology annotation, molecular function: pseudouridine synthase activity; RNA binding. Lineage: Eukaryota; Metazoa; Arthropoda; Insecta; Coleoptera; Chrysomelidae. Gene Ontology annotation, cellular component: box H/ACA snoRNP complex. The transcript has 3 exons. Gene Ontology annotation, biological process: mRNA pseudouridine synthesis; box H/ACA sno(s)RNA 3'-end processing; snRNA pseudouridine synthesis. The record is from RefSeq and is a predicted model, not a curated record. Bases 641 to 2098 code for a protein of 485 amino acids.
UAAGUUUACAAUUUUCACCUAAUUAGUAUGAUGUUUUUUUAUAAAUCUUUUUUCCUCUAAAGAACUAAUACAGUGUAUUUUUAACUCUAAUUUCGAACGCAGUCGCUUCACACAGAACAUAUCCAUACCCUUAGGUUAUGUUCUGUGCUGGAAUGCCAAGAAAUCUAUGGCCUAUAUGCAAUUUAUAUUGUGGUACUUUGCACAAAUCAGAACCUAUAGAGCCCGGCAAUACUUGAAUUUUGAUAAUUGUUACAUGCAUCAAGCCUGUUAACUAUACUACAAUUAAAGAGAUAAUCUGUGAAAAUUGGAAAAUUUAGUCAAGAUUAAGUAAUUACCGUUUUUAAUGUCGUUACACAGAACACAAAAAAGGCGACACUAGCGCCAAGCUGGAACAACUUUGUAUGUGCGGUUUGUUAUAUGCUCUAGUAUUGUGCAGUUAAUUUAUCAAACAUCGUUUAUUAAGAUUUGUUAAUGUAUUGAUAAAUAUAGUUCAUUGUUAUUAAUCUGAGUGAAGUUGAAUUAACAGCUUUCUACUUUGGAUACUAAAUUUCAAAUAGUUGAAAAUCAACAGCAUAAUAUUUGUCUGAUUUUGGUUAACCUUAAAUAACAACACGUGUUCCGGCAAUAAGCUUGAGAAAGCAUGGAAGAUACUCUUAAAACUAAAAAGAAAAAAUCUAAAGAAUUGGAUGUAAGCAAAGUACAAACAGAAAACCAUUUCUCACUCAAGUCAUCGGAUAAAUUACCUAAGCUUGAUGCUUCAAAUUGGCCUCUUUUAUUGAAGCAUUUUGAUCGUUUAAAUGUAAGGACUAAUCAUUACGUUCCAAUAACAUCUGGAUCAUCUCCAUUGAAGAGAGACAUUUCAGAAUAUGUAAAAUCUGGAUUUAUUAAUCUUGAUAAACCAAGUAAUCCCAGCAGUCAUGAAGUAGUUGCUUGGAUCAAAAGAAUUUUACGAGUAGAAAAAACUGGACACUCUGGAACCCUUGAUCCAAAAACCACGGGUUGUCUUAUUGUUUGUAUUGAAAGAGCAACCCGUUUGGUUAAAUCCCAACAAGCCGCAGGUAAAGAGUAUGUAUCAGUUUUCAAGCUUCAUUCAGCAGUAGAGUUCAAGAAAGUGGUUCAAUCUCUUGAAAAGCUCAAAGGUGCAUUGUUUCAAAGGCCACCUUUAAUAUCUGCUGUUAAAAGACAGUUAAGAGUUAGAACUGUGUAUGAUAGUAAAUUACUGGAUUAUGAUGAAACUAGAAAUAUGGGCGUUUUCUGGGUAAAAUGUGAAGCAGGCUCUUAUAUCCGUACUAUGUGUGUUCAUUUAGGAUUAUUAUCUGGUGCAGGAGGACAAAUGUUGGAAUUAAGACGAGUAAGAUCAGGAAUACAGGGAGAAAUGGAUGACACAGCUACAUUACAUGAUAUCUUAGAUGCACAGUGGUUAUUAGAUAAUCACAAAGAUGAAUCUUACCUUAGAAGAGUUAUUAAACCAUUAGAAGGUUUAUUAGUGCAACACAAAAGAAUAAUCAUGAAAGAUAGUUCUGUAAAUGCAGUGUGUUAUGGUGCUAAAAUUUUAAUUCCUGGUAUACUUCGAUUUGAAGAUGGGAUUGAAUUGAAUGAAGAAAUAGUUAUAGUGACAACUAAAGGUGAAGCUGUAGCAUUAGCUAUAGCUUUAAUGACCACAUCAACAAUAGCCAGUUGUUCUCAUGGUGUGGCUGCCAAAAUAAAAAGGGUAAUUAUGGAAAGAGACUUAUAUCCAAGAAAAUGGGGUUUAGGACCAAGAGCUAGCCAAAAGAAAAUUCUUAUUGCAAAAGGUCAAUUGGAUAAACAUGGAAAGCCUAAUGAAAAUACACCAAAAGAGUGGUUGAAUAGUUUUGUAGAUUAUUCUGUACCUAAAGAAGUCCAUGAUGAAGCAAAUACUGAAGAGCAGAAAAAACGCAAAUUAAGUAUUUCAUCAAUCAAUACAUCGUUGGAGAAUGUUGAAGAAAAAACCGAAAAAAAGAAAAAGAAGAAGAAAAAAGAUAAAGAAGAGACAUCAGAACCAGUGGCUGAACCUGAGUCAGAAGACGCACUAAAAAAGAAGAAAAAGAAAGGAGAUGAAAGUAUUGCAUCCCAAUAAAUACAAGUGAUUUCUAAUAAACUCAAUAUCAACUUGCAUUUUUUUUUCAAUAUUUGUCAAGCCAACUACUACUAAAGCUGAAGAACAUGGAGAAGUGACAAGAUAUAAAAAUAUUUUUCUUUCCAAAAGUUUUUAUUUUCAGUGUCUUAAUUUUUUAAAUUUCAGUUAAGAUGAAUUUUCAUCAAUACAUUCCUUGAACAUUUUAGAAUAUUCUUCUCCCCUACUUAAUAUUUAGAUUACUUCAUGUCUUAAUACUAAAAGUUUUGGUUUUGAUGAAAAGAAACAUUUUUUUUAAUUAAUAAGUUAACACUAAAUCUUUAUUUUUAAUCAGGUAGGGUUCAACACAAUUUGGACUAGUGGAAAUCUGUAAAUAUUUUUUAAAGAUACUGUAAGAACUUAUAUAACUUGUUUAUGUAUAAUUUUAGAUAAUAAACUGUUGUUUCCCAAA